Pseudocercospora fijiensis CIRAD86 is the source of this 1377-nucleotide messenger RNA. RefSeq lists its product as uncharacterized. The transcript is spliced from 2 exons. The record is from RefSeq and is a predicted model, not a curated record. The annotation marks the transcript as partial. Lineage: Eukaryota; Fungi; Ascomycota; Dothideomycetes; Mycosphaerellales; Mycosphaerellaceae.
AGCAUUACGAGUCCCAUACAGCGACCAGAUUCCCCUUCACCGUCUGUGACGCCUUCACUGGCACUGGAUGCCGUGCCACUCCUCGAUCGAUCAGUGUCCACGCCGUCAAGCACAACUGGCAGCACGCUGUCUACUCGAUCUAGGCAUUCGAGGCUCUCAGAUGCAUCGGGCACAGUUGUGCGAAGGAGGGGCUACAUGCGACCUCAAGGUACGGCGUUUGCCGACAGUGCCAGAAAUAGGGACAGCGUCAUGAGUUUGGGCAGUAUUGCUCACAUGCAGUACUAUUUCGCCAGGACUGGACUGCUGGACGGCAAGGGAGCACAGUUGGCAAGAGGUGAUAAAAAGAAGAAGAAAGGCCUCAUGGACAAUUCCGCGUAUGCUGUCUCCGAGUCGGGCAUGGAUCAUAGCGUCGUCGAAAGCCCGAUCGAGUGUGACGAGGUAUGGGACCCGAGCGAUCCCACAAUGCUGCCUCCUACGGUAAGCACGUACAAGGUCAGGCCAGAAUAUACCGAGCCACUUCCGGAUAUGCCAGUCUUACGAAGAGAGCUGAAAGAGGCACUGCAAGACGCCUGCAAGGUGCUGGAAGAGUCUCAGAAACAGCCUGUCGACGAUACGACAAACAAUGCGGAUGAUGAGAGCGGUUUCUACGACAUCCAGGGUCUGCACUUGCUCGAUAUCAUCACCUUGGCAAUACGAGCGGCAAAGAACUACUACACUGCCCAUACCAACCCGCACAAGCUGUAUGCUAUAAGAUCGGAACGCAACUUGAGGAAAGAUCUGUACAGUGUCUUGGAUACGCUCAAGAGGAUGGCAAGCCGGAACUUCAGAGGCGGCAUUCGUUUGCUUGAGCUUACGGAGAUCUUGGAAUGGAUCGAAUCACUAGACAAGCUCCUCAAGAAGGAAGAGCAACAGGAGCAAGAAGAGCAAGCCGAGCGUGAAGCGAUGGUCUGGCGCGUGGGCGACUGGACAGGCAAAGAAAGAGAACGAGAAUGGCUGUUCAUGAAAUCGUUCGACCAGGAUGAGCCAACGUUGCCACAGUGGCCAGAGCCAAGUGACGAGCAAAAGCUUCCCACAGAGUUUUUGCAAGUCCUUCGUGACGGGCAGAGACUAGUGAAGAUGCACAAUGCAUGUGUGGCCAAGAGCAAACGAAAGUUUGACGAGAUCAAGACCUGGCACACGGACGUCGCAAAGCCAUAUCGUGCCGCGGAAAAUCUACGAUACUGGGCCAAAGCGGCGGAGCUCAGAUGGGAUGUGCACUUCACGAUCCAAGCUCUUGACAUCGUCAAUGGCAAGGAUGAAGCGACAUGGAAGGCCUUCGACGAAGCCAUCUUCAAGUGGUGCCAAGGGGUGAGAGAAGAGCUCACAGAAGAAUGGCGA